AUGGCGCCUAUUCGACCACUGGAUGAACGGAAGAAGGACAAGUCCAGGCCUGCAGGCCAACCACAGGCUGCCCAGGUGCCGCCAUCAACCUCGAUCUCCGUCGCCACGGAGGUACAGCCGCCUCCCCGACUUCGCCCGCCUCUCGUCCUUCCGCCGCUCCGAGGGUACCCAGUCCCAAACCCGCUUCUUCCGCCGGCAGACGCCCUCCCGCCGCCUCUUCCACCUGUCCGCAGGCCGCCGCUCCAGCUUAAGCCGCUCCCGGCUGAGGCCUUACGGCAAGUCCUGAAGCCGCCUCUUCCGCUUCAGCCGCCUCUUCCCCUUCAGCCGCUUGCGGCUGAGGGGUCUGCCAUAGUUCGCAGGCCGCCUCUUCAACUCCCGCCUCUUCGCCGUCCAGCGCUUCCGGCUCUGGGGUCUGGCCCGGUACCGAGCCCGCCGCUUCAGCAUCCGCCGCUUCCAGCUGAGGGGUCUCGCCCAUUCCGGAGGCCGCCUCUUCAGGUUCCACGUCUUCGCCUACCACCUGCUCCCCAACCGGCGAUUGUACCACCUGCUCCCCAACCGGCGAUCGUACCACCUGCCCAACCGGCGGUCAUACCACCUGCUCCCCCACCGGCUGUCGCACCAGCCCUGGCCCAGCAACGACAACGGCGGUUGUCUCGACGCAACGUGACCCCGCCUCCGCCUCUUGUUGUCGAGCGUCCGCCCCCAGCCGCUAUCGAUCCCGACCUCGCCGCCCGUAUUGCGCAGGGAGCUAGCCUGGAACGCGUGAUGUCGCUUCGCCGUCGGAAGCCUCGACAAUUUCGCGAGCAGCUGGCAAACGGCCAUUGGAUUCAAGGCUACACGUUUAGUUACGCGCCCCAAGGCCAAUAUACCGUGGAAAGCACGCUCUUUGACGACGGGCCGCCUGAGGAUUGGCAAGGGCCCGUGAUGACGAUCAAUGGUGAGGAUCAAUACGAGUUUGAAUCCAUCACUGGCCAUGAUGUUAUGGCGGAUGGCACCACCCACUACUGGGUCAAAUGGGCGGGUUGGCCGCACCCGUUCCUCGAGCCAGCGGCAAACUUCGCAAGCUCUCCUGCGGAGGCUGCGUAUUGGGCCAGAGUACGGGCCCCCUUCUAA
Messenger RNA from Rhodofomes roseus, 1113 nucleotides. RefSeq lists its product as uncharacterized. Lineage: Eukaryota; Fungi; Basidiomycota; Agaricomycetes; Polyporales; Fomitopsidaceae. The record is from RefSeq and is a predicted model, not a curated record. Bases 1 to 1113 code for a protein of 370 amino acids. The transcript has 4 exons.